This is a messenger RNA of Tremella mesenterica DSM 1558, 728 nucleotides long. RefSeq lists its product as uncharacterized. Bases 37 to 660 code for a protein of 207 amino acids. Gene Ontology annotation, cellular component: cytosolic large ribosomal subunit; ribosome. Gene Ontology annotation, molecular function: RNA binding; structural constituent of ribosome. The transcript is spliced from 6 exons. NCBI's taxonomy places the organism in Eukaryota, Fungi, Basidiomycota, Tremellomycetes, Tremellales, Tremellaceae. The record is from RefSeq and is a predicted model, not a curated record. Gene Ontology annotation, biological process: translation.
ACGUCUUGUAUCCUUGCACUUGAGUGAUCCGUCAAGAUGGUCAAGCACAACAAUCAGUUGCCCAAGAAUCACUUCCACAAGGAUUGGCAGCGGCGAGUCAAGACAUGGUUCGACCAACCUGGAAGGAAGAAGUCGCGUCGUUCUGCUAGGUCGAAAAAGGCUCUUGCCCUCGGCGCCGGACCCCUCAAGCGUCUCCGUCCUGCCGUCCGAUGCCCCACGCAACGAUACAACAUUCGUAUCAGGGAAGGCCGCGGUUUCACCCUUUCCGAACUCAAACUCGCUGGCAUCAGAAAGAAAGAAGCCAAGGGCCUGGGUAUCGUUGUCGACCAUCGCAGGCGAAGCAAAUCGGAGGAGGGACAGACUGUGAAUGUGGACAGGUUGAAGGAAUACAGGUCAAGGCUUGUGGUGUUCCCCCGCAAAGCCGGCAAGCCCAAGAAAGGAGAUGCUACCGGCGAUGACCUCACCGCACACAUCACUCGUGCUCUCCCCACUCUUCCCUCCGCUUACACUCCGGAAGCGCCUCGCGCCAUCACGGAUGAAGAGCAGGAAGUCAACGCGUACAGCACUCUCCGCCUUGCCCGUGCUGAUCAGAGACACGAGGGCGCCAGGAAGAAGAGGGCAGAAGCCAAGGCUGCGGAUGAGGCUGCCAAAGCCAAGUAGAGGAGAUUGUAGCGUCUCGAACAUGGAUGUGUACAAUGACUGGUUAUGCACGCCAAAUCUCACGCAUC